AUGGCUGCUGCUGCCGCUGGUGCUGCUCGCGCAGCUUCAGCAGUGGGACGGCACUCAGCUAAUGCUGUUGUACCAAGAACUGUGGGAUGCCGUCCUAUAGCUUCAACAGCCGCAGAAGCCAGAGUGCUUAGAAAUAUCUGCCGCAGCUACGCCUCUUUUUCGGGCGAAGCUGCUGUUGGCAUCUCAGUCAACACAACUUGUGGAAUGCUACAGCAACAGCACCGCCUUUGCCGUGUGGCGUACAAUAUUGGUAACGGAAAGAGCAUCAGCACAUACUUAAGGACUUUUAAAACCGUCUCACCAGCAGCUGCCAUUGAGAGGCCUCGACCUACAGAGGCCUCUUUCGGCGCCGAGGACAGUAAUGUUGCAGCAAGGGCAGCAGAAGCAGCAACAGCGACAAAUACUGAUGCUUCAACAACAACAUCUUCGGUCUUAGAUGAUCAGGAGAAGCUCCUCCUUCGAUGCACUGAUAAACCAAACUACGAGAUCUAUGCCUCACCUUCUGUCAUCUCCAGGUUGCAGUACGUCAAACAACGACGAAAGGCUUCUGUUACCCCUGCAGCCGCAGGGGAGAAAACUCCUCCCGCAGAAACUACAGCAGCUUCUGAUUGCCUUGGACUCAGAGUAGCAGUUUCAGGGGGAGGAUGCAGCGGCUACAAAUAUUCCUUUGCAGUGGUGUCGCUUGAAGAAGCAGAGCGAGACGGGGACCUGAUCUUCCGGUCAUCUCCCGAGCUGGCCUGCGAAGAGAAGACAAGCCUUGAGGAUGGCACCAUUAGUAGCACAAGCAGCGCCAACAACGACUGGUUUGUGUGUUUUCAUCCUUCCGCGUUGCGUUUGGUUGAAAGCGGCAGCUUUGUCGCAUUUGAGUCCUCAUUGGGCGGUUCUUCGUUCGUUUUGAAAAAAAACAAGAAGGCAUCAACCACCUGCAGCUGCGGACAUUCCUUUGGCAUAGACAUUCCGUUCUAG
This is a messenger RNA of Eimeria necatrix, 966 nucleotides long. RefSeq names its product iron-sulfur cluster assembly accessory domain containing protein, putative. The coding region runs from base 1 to 966 and encodes 321 amino acids. Gene Ontology annotation, biological process: iron-sulfur cluster assembly. The transcript has 2 exons. NCBI's taxonomy places the organism in Eukaryota, Apicomplexa, Conoidasida, Eucoccidiorida, Eimeriidae. Gene Ontology annotation, molecular function: 4 iron, 4 sulfur cluster binding; 2 iron, 2 sulfur cluster binding; iron ion binding. The record is from RefSeq and is a predicted model, not a curated record. Gene Ontology annotation, cellular component: mitochondrion.